AUGGGAAUGAGCGUCUCUUUCUUUUUCUUCCAGACUGUUGAACAUGGAUUUCCUAACCAGCCCAGCUCCUUGGCCUUCGACCCCAAGCUACGGAUCAUGGCCAUCGGCACCAAAUCCGGAGCGGUGAAGAUAUAUGGGGCUCCUGGCGUGGAGUUUACCGGUCUCCACAAGGAAACGGCGACCGUCACCCAGAUGCAUUUCCUACCUGGACAGGGCCGGCUGCUCUCCCUUCUGGACGACAACACCCUCCACCUGUGGGAGAUCAACCAGAAAGACGGCUACUCUCACCUGGAGGAGACGCGGAGCUUCGUCCUUCCCGGACGUCCAGGGUUCGACAAUGCUAACUCUCCUCCCAGCAUUACCCGGGUGACGGUCAUCUUGCUCCAGCCGACAUGUGACGCGGCUUGUCUCGGGACCGAAGGCGGGGGCGUCUACCUGCUGGAACUUCCUGGCUUGGCGUUGCUGGAGGACCGGACCCUGUACCAAGAUGAGGUCAUGCAAAGCGUGCCCGAGGACUACCGAUGUGGGAAGGCUCUUGGCCCGGUGGAGGCUCUCCAGGAACACCCUCGGGACCCCUCCAAAAUCUUGAUCGGUUACAGCCGCGGCCUGAUGGUUCUGUGGGACAGAAACACCAGAGAUGUGGAGCACCUUUUCUUGGCCAACCAGCAACUGGAAAGCUUCGCUUGGGAGCGCAGCGGCCGAACGAUUGUCAGCUCGCACAGCGAUGGGGGCUACGCGGUGUGGUCGGUGACAAGUGGCUCCCCAAAAACCGUACAGCCGGCCACCUCCACGAUCCCUUACGGCCCGUUUCCAUGUAAAGCUAUCAACAAGAUUGUAUGGCAGACGUGUGAAUCAGGGAGUCACUACAUCAUCUUCAGCGGGGGAAUGCCGCGGGCGAGUUACGGCGACCGGCACUGCGUCACCAUCCUCCAAGGACAGGCGCUGGUCACCCUCGACUUCACUUCUCGCGUGAUCGACUUCUUCACGGUGUACGACACCCAGGCAGAGGCAGAAUUUGACAACCCCACGGCCUUGGUGGUCCUGGUGGAGGAAGAGCUGGUGGCGAUCGACCUGCAGACCCCCGGCUGGCCCACCAUCCCGGCGCCGUACCUGGCCCCCCUCCACUCGUCCGCCAUCACCUGCUCGUACCACAUCUCCAACGUCCCUCUCAAGCUGUGGGAGAGGAUCAUCGGGGCCGGAGAGCAGCAGAGCCCGCGGCUCUCCUCGGUGAACUGGCCCAUCAACGGAGGGAGAAGCCUUGCCCGGGAACCCACUCAGAGGGGCCUCCUCUUGACCGGNCACGAAGACGGCUCGGUCCGGUUCUGGGACGCCUCCGGAGUAUCCCUGAAGCCAUUGUACAAGCUCGGCACGGCCAACAUUUUCCAGACGGACUGCGAGCACAACGACAGCUUGAACCAGUCCUGUGAGGAGGAGUGGCCGCCCUUCCGAAAGGUUGGCUGCUUCGACCCUUAUAGUGACGACCCCAGGCUGGGCAUCCAGAAGAUCGCGCUCUGCAAAUAUUCCGCGAAGAUGGUGGUGGCUGGCACAGCCGGGCAGGUGCUGGUGACGGAGCUGAGCGACGAGACGUCGGAGCACGCGAUCAACGUGGCCGUGCUGGACCUCCUCCAGGACCGCGAGGGCUUCACCUGGAAGGGCCACGACCGGCUGCCUCCCAAGAACGGCUCGCUGACUUUCGCCCCCGGCUUCCAACCCAGCGCCCUGGUGCAGUGCAUGCCCCCUGCCGCCGUCACGGCCGUCACCCUCCACUCGGAGUGGAACCUGGUGGCGUUCGGGACCAGCCAUGGGUUCGGGCUCUACGAUUACUAUCGCAGGAAUCCUGUGCUGGCCAGGUGUACGUUGCACCCCAAUGAUUCACUGGCCAUGGAAGGGCCCCUCUCCCGCGUCAAAUCCCUGAAGAAGUCACUCCGCCAGUCCUUCCGAAGAAUCCGGAAGAGCCGGGUGUCCGGGAAGAAGAGGAUUAACGCCAGCAGUCCUUCCAGCAAGGUGCAGGAAGCCAACGCCCAGCUGGCUGAGCAGCCCGGCCCCCACGAAGUGGAAAUGACCCCGGUUCAGCGGCGGAUCGAACCCCGGUCGGCCGACGACUCGCUCUCUGGAGUCGUGCGGUGCCUCUACUUCGCAGACACCUUCCUUCGAGACGCUGCCCAUCACGGACCCACCUUGUGGGCUGGGACCAACUCCGGCUCGGUCUUCGCCUACGCCCUGGAAGUCCCGUCGCAGGAGAAGUUUUCGGAGCGGUCUGUGGAAGCCGUCUUGGGCAAGGAGAUCCAGCUCAUGCACAGAGCGCCGGUCGUCUCCAUCGCUGUCCUCGACGGCCGGGGGAACCCUCUGCCGGAACCCUACGAGGUCUCGAGGGACUUGGCCAAAGCCCCCGACAUGCAGGGCAGCCAUUCGGUCCUCAUUGCCUCGGAGGAACAAUUCAAGGUUUUCACGUUGCCCAAAGUCAGUGCCAAGACGAAAUUCAAGCUGACGGCGCACGAAGGCUGCCGGGUGCGGAAAGUGGGGCUGGUGAACUUUGCCAGCGCCGCCUGCGAGGACUACUCGGAGAACGGCUUGGCCUGCCUCACCAACCUGGGCGACAUCCACAUCUUUACGGUGCCGGGUCUACGGCCGCAGGUCCAUUACGACUGUAUCCGGAAAGAGGACAUCAGCGGGAUUGCCUCUUGCGUCUUCACCAAACACGGGCAAGGGUUCUACCUGAUCUCUCCGUCCGAGUUUGAGCGGUUCUCCCUCAGCACCAGAAACAUUACAGAGCCCCUCUGCGUCUUGGACACCAGCCGCAUCCAUGACGCCACCUCUUUUGGGAACAACUUCACAGUAACACCAAAACUGAACCAGGCCAACGGAACGCACGUCCUGCAAAGUUCGGAGGCCAACCAUUCCCUCACAAGUAGCGAACGCUCUCCGGAAGACCACCAGGCCUCUUUCUCGGUGACCCCUGUCGAUUCGCCAAACAACAGCAUUGACACGCCUCUAGAUACGACCGGAGACAUCACAGCCGAGGAAGUGAAGGAUUACUUGGCGCCCUCGGAAGAAACGGAGAGAAACUUGAGGAAUAUAAACGAGGACGAGACUCGAUCCCCGGGAAUCCUCAUUAAAUAAGAGAUGGCCCCAGAGGUGGACACCCGGAACUGGCCUUCUCAGACAAGACUUCGGAUCGUCACAGACCUCUUAGCCAUACCUCUCCGGCUCCUUCCAGAGAGCGCCCGUUUGGAUUUUCAUUUGCAAUAAAGGAACAUCGUGGUUGACCUCUUAAAACACUUUGAAGCGGACCAAGACAGGGGUUUUUUUUGAAGCUGGAUUCGUUCCGAACGGUCUCUUCUUCGGGCCUUUCCUCGUUUGCCUCCCGUCCUUCUCCUGUUUUGGAAAACGUUUGCCGUAUACCUGUUGGGCUAUGGUGCGUCUAUUCUUCUACUGCACAAAAAGGCACGUACUGUAACCUUGGGGUUGUUUCUUUUUUCUUUUUUUGGCGGAGGGAUGAAAAACCAACACAAAACUAUGUGCAUUUGAGUUGUGGGGAGUGAACCACAAAUGGGUUUCAGAUCUGACUGGAAAUGGUGUUGCAUCAACUGGAGAGGCGAGGAAAAGGGCUUUUAUACACAGUAUUUGGACGACUUUCUUUUUGCUGGAUCCACCGGCCAGCUUCCCAAAAUCUUUCGGGACUAUCCGAGAGGCACUCCCUCCUCUCUCUCUCUCUCUUUUUUUUUUUUGCUGGCUUUGACCUUUGUUUUGGUGGAGAUGUUUACACUUUCGAAUCCUCUUUGCCUUUCUGAUGGCUUCAAACACUAUUCCCCGCAUCCCACAUUGCCUGGUUGGCUGCCAGAGAAAUUUGUACUUGAUGCACAAUACAGACCUUUUUUAAAGCCAAAAACUGGACUUGAAGAAAUGCUUUUGGGGGUCUCUCUCUCUUUUUUUUUUUUUGUAACACUGUUAGGAACCCCCCUUUGCCCUCCUCAAAUUGCUGACUGAUCUGAAGGAUUCUUUUCUGUUAAGUCACAGAGACUGAGAGGGUUUAUUUUGACUUACUCCCCCAUCCCCUCCUGCAGCUGGGUACAUGUGACAGAAGAGUCUACCAGGGAGUGGCAAGACAUCUAUCUGUUCAUUGAUGUGAUACAAAAGCUUCUCUCUGUGUGGCUAAAAUGGUCACGAUCCGCCCGGCGGACGACGUCUGCUUCAUGUCGAACAAGAAACGUUCAAGAUCCCUUUCUCUUUUUCAGGUUUUGUAUUGACCGGUUUUGAAACGCUCCUUUUUGGGCAACUGUGAAUUUUAAGGAGGAAGCCCAGCUCCUUCAGUCCAAAUUUCUCUGUAUGCUCUGUAACAAUGCUGUGGCUCUUAAGGAAUCUCGCAGACACAGUUGCCCAUGGGUACGACUUUACCAAGCUCAAGAGGCGGGCCGCUUGUGGCCGUCCACGUUGAACUGCUGUGCCUGUGAUUUCUCCCCACUGGCUGUGCCAGUUGGAGCUGAUAGGGGCUCAGACGUCUCACCCCGUGACCUAAGGGAGUCAGCGGAGCUUGGUGUAAUAUGUUCCAAGUGGACAUCUUCCUUCUUAAAAUUCUGGUUUGCCAGUGAUGUGGGGUGCAAGUUCCCUAGAAGAGGGGUGUUCACGUCUUGAGUGACGAUCAGCUGACCAUCCUUUCAGAGGACCAACAAGGGGACGGAAUCAGCUCAGUUUCUCAGCUUUUGUUCCUGGUCCUCUGCCUGACGGGCCUUGGAAGCAAAGUACUCAUGUGGGAGAACCUUCACCAGACCCGUACGCGAGGAGGGGUGGGCCGGUGGCAGCCUCCGUAACUCUGGUCAGACCUUCCACGAUAGCUGAUGGUCAGGAGGGCUGGAAGAUGCCGCUUCACAACCUUGGAAGGGUUGCACCUCUUCGGCCGCCCCUCCGCUUGACAUUUACACCGACAUGGCCUUGGGCGCCCACCCUUCCACUCCGACUGGACUGGCGGUUGAGAUGAGUGCUUACAAGGGACUAGUGUCUUGAGUUUGGGGAAUUGGAACCCAAGCAGGUGGCUAACGACGCCUGGGAUUUUUCGAGGCCUGUGAUGUUUCGUUUACGCCUCUGUUGAAUCCUCUGGCCAGCCCCUUCGGUUCUCCUUGAAGCGUCUCGGCGCAUCCGUCCUUUUCUAGUCCGACUGCAAAGGUGCCAUCCGGGGGGGGGGCAGCCUGGGUUUCCCACCUCUUUCGGUGCUGUGAUCCUUCAUCUUGCUGCGCCUUAUCAAACCGUCAGGGUUUCUUUGACGCCUUUUAUUUAAUAACCCAGAUCUUGAAGUGGCUUUCCGAGAAACAGCUGCCUCCAAACCCCGUCGGUUGGUGAUCUGAGCCUGUUGCUCUUAGCAGGGCGGAUGCUGGCCGGACCCUCUUAAACCCUUCCUUCCUU
This is a messenger RNA of Pogona vitticeps (central bearded dragon), 5397 nucleotides long. The record is from RefSeq and is a predicted model, not a curated record. Lineage: Eukaryota; Metazoa; Chordata; Lepidosauria; Squamata; Agamidae.